AGAUGCAUCGUCAAUUUUGCCAAGAGCUUUUCAUUUACCAGAUCAACACCUUGAAUUUAUUGACUCGAUAACUACCAAGAUCAAUAUUUCUCUACAAGCUUGUCAAAGGCUUGCUCGAUUACAGCUGGAAAUGUCGCAGAUGAAAGUUUUAAUCAACGGCUGCGGCGUGGGUGGGCCGUCUCUUGCCUACUGGCUCGCUAAAAUCGGAGCGCAGGUCACCGUCACGGAACGGACCGCAGACCUACGCGCCACCGGACAGCAACUCGACAUUCGAGGCCAAGCCAUUCCGCUUUUGGACAAGAUGGGCAUCAAAGAGGCCGUGAGGUCGGUCCUCGUCAAGGAGCCGGGGAUGCAGAUCGUCAACGAGAAGAACAAGACAAUGGCCUUUUUCCCAGUCAGCUCCGACUCCAAGGCGUUCUCGUCCGAGUAUGAGAUCAUGCGGGGCGACCUGGUCAACAUCCUGUACAACGCCACCAAGGACGACAAGAACGUCCGGUACGAGUUUGACAACUCCAUCGAGAGCUUUACGCAAGACGACAUUGCCGACCCUGCCGGCAAGGUCCACGUCACCUUUGCAAAUGGCCGCAGGGAAGACUUUGACAUGGUCGUCGGCGCCGACGGUGUAUAUUCGCAAACGCGCAAGAUCAUGAUGGGCCCCAAGUUUCCAGAGUCGCUCGUGUCGCAAAAGACGCACUUUGCGUACUACAGCAUCCCGCCCAAGCCCGACGACACGCGCCGCUGCACCUUUUGCCUGUUCCCCAACAAGAAGUGCCUGAUCAUGCGCAAGGACCGCGAGGAGGUGACCAGGGCGCUGGCCAUGGUGCACGGCGACUACCCCGCCCUGAACGAGGCCUACCGGACCGGCGACAAGGCGGCCCUCCAGAGCGCCUGGGCCGAGGUGCUGCGCGGGCUGGGCUGGCAGGCCGAGAGGUUCCGCGACGCGCUGCUGCACAGCCGCGAGGCCGCGGACCUGUACGCGGGCGCCGUCAACUUUGUCAAGCUGCCCCCCGGCGGCUGGUCGCAGGGCCGCGUGACGCUGCUGGGCGACGCCGCGUACGCGUCCACCCUCAACGGCAAGGGCACCACGGCCGCCAUGGCCGCGGGCUACGUGCUCGCGGGCGAGGUGGCCGCGCUGCUGGCCAAGGGGGAGCCGGUGGGCCGGGCGGUGCUCGAGGGGGUGGCCAACUACGAAACGACGUUCCGGCCCCUCGCCGAAGCGGCCCAGGACACGGGCAAUGCGGACCUGGGCGCCCCGCUGCCGCAGAGCGCCUGGGGUGUGUCCAUGGUGCAGUGGGCCGCGCGCGCGGCGGCCGCGUUGCGUCUUCACACCUUUAGCUUGGGCUUCGUCACGGGUGACGUGCUCGACAAGUAUGCAAUGCCGACAUAUCCCGCUUUAGAGGCUUCUUGUGGCGAUUUGCUUCGGAGCUCGGCGCGGUGA
Messenger RNA from Pyricularia oryzae 70-15, 1438 nucleotides. Its product is annotated as oxidoreductase. The transcript has a single exon. Lineage: Eukaryota; Fungi; Ascomycota; Sordariomycetes; Magnaporthales; Pyriculariaceae. The coding region runs from base 131 to 1438 and encodes 435 amino acids. The record is from RefSeq and is a predicted model, not a curated record. Gene Ontology annotation, molecular function: FAD binding.